UUUCCAGAGGGUAAUCCCCCCCUCCCCCCUUAAUUGCUCCAUUUCACACUUCACUCAGCCUUUGUUAAAUUUAUAUCCUCCCAGCCAUUCUCAAACACAAACUAAUUCUUGAACUCCAAAUCAUACUUAUUCACUGGCAUUCCCCUAGAAUGCUAACAUAAUCUUUUAAGUUAACCAGGUCCACAAUCUCUUCAUGGCUUUUGUAAUCAGUUGCUUGAUUUAUACGUACCUACAUCUCAUUUAUGGCUCUUGCCACUACACCACUGUGUAACAUACUUUUAUCAUAAUUUUCACCCAAUAGGUACCUACUUUUUGCAUGCUUGAAAAAAGUUAUGCUAUCUUUACUCUAUCUUUGCUUCCAAAUUGAAAUUUCCAAUAAAUUUUUUUACUAUUUUUACUAGGUAACCUUUACAAGAAAAGGUUUUGAAAAGAAAGAAAAAUUAACACUAAAAAAAUGGCUCCUCUUAAUUCAUGGGAGGUUAUAGAACCAGCCAACUAUUUCAAAAGUUUUGUUGACCAGUCAUCUAGGCCAGAUGGCAGAGACUGGAACACAGCUCGUCCCAUCAGUGUGCGUGUUGGGUCCAUUGGCACAGCUGAAGGUUCUGCCACGGUGCGCCUGGGCAACACAACAAUUGUGUGUGGAGUGAAAGCCGAGCUUUGCCGACCCUCCCUUGAACAUCCCACACGAGGCUUCGUUGUUCCUAAUGUUGAGCUCUACCCUUGCUGCUCCUCUACAUUUAAGGCGGGACCUCCUGGCGAGAAAGCCAUCAGCACAAGUCAAUUCCUGCAGCGGCUACUGCAGAACAAUGAGAUCAUUGAUUAUGAGCAGCUGUGUGUUGUUCCUAAUAAGUGGGCGUGGUGCUUGUACUGCGAUAUAUUAUGUCUGGACUAUGACGGGAACCUCAUAGACUCGAGUUUGUUGAGCUUGGUGGCUGCUCUGCUGCACCUCUCACUGCCCACCGUCAACAUCGACCCUGACACCGAGGCGCUGUCGCUCUCACAGAAACACACGCAGAAGCUCACAAUCAAGGAACGUCCCAUGUCGACCACAUUUGCAGUUUAUAAUUCAGACAUACAGCUGCUGGAUCCUAGUGCCGCAGAUGAGGCGGAGUGUGGUGGCGAGGUUUCUGUUGUGCUCAUGGAGAGUGGCGACGUCUGCAGCAUCAGAAAAACAGGUGGUCGACAGGUGGGCGUCUUGCUUCCUUCUGCUGUGAGCAGCGGGAAAGUACAAGGUUUUAUUAGCACAGCACAGUCGCGUUUAUCUGGCAUCCACGAGACUCUGAAAGAAGCUCUUGAGCUGCACGCUUCAGCAAAUAGAAAGGAACCAUAACGAGUGUUUAUCUUCCCUCC
Molecule: messenger RNA, 1350 nt
Organism: Hyalella azteca
Lineage: Eukaryota; Metazoa; Arthropoda; Malacostraca; Amphipoda; Hyalellidae
Product: exosome complex component RRP43-like
Exons: 8
Coding region: 455-1330 (291 amino acids)
Biological process (GO): nuclear polyadenylation-dependent mRNA catabolic process; nuclear mRNA surveillance; U4 snRNA 3'-end processing
Cellular component (GO): nuclear exosome (RNase complex); cytoplasmic exosome (RNase complex)
Source: RefSeq, a predicted model, not a curated record